This is a messenger RNA of Rosa rugosa (rugosa rose), 2025 nucleotides long. Its product is annotated as dol-P-Man:Man(7)GlcNAc(2)-PP-Dol alpha-1,6-mannosyltransferase. Bases 37 to 1527 code for a protein of 496 amino acids. The transcript has 19 exons. Gene Ontology annotation, biological process: protein N-linked glycosylation. NCBI's taxonomy places the organism in Eukaryota, Viridiplantae, Streptophyta, Magnoliopsida, Rosales, Rosaceae. Gene Ontology annotation, molecular function: alpha-1,6-mannosyltransferase activity. Gene Ontology annotation, cellular component: endoplasmic reticulum membrane. The record is from RefSeq and is a predicted model, not a curated record.
UCUCUUCUCUCUCUCUCUGCGACUGUGUUGAAGGCAAUGGCUUCCAAGUCUUCGAAAUUUCUAGAGCGAUUUGGUUACGAUGUGGUACUGGGAUCAAUAGCUGCGUUUUACGUCUUCAUGGCGCCCUACACUAAGGUUGAAGAAAGCUUCAACGUUCAGGCAAUGCAUGAUAUUCUAUAUCAUCGACAAAACUUGGACAAUUAUGAUCAUUUGGAGUUCCCCGGAGUUGUUCCUCGCACGUUCAUCGGUGCUUUGCUUGUAUCAAGUUUGGCAUCGCCUGCUGUUCUAGCAAUGAAUUUGCUGCACAUGCCAAAGAUUUAUGGUCUUCUUACAGUUCGUUUGACAUUAGGUUGCAUCAUAUUAUCUACAUUACGCUUCUUUCGUCUUCAGGUUAGAGAAAAAUUUGGACGUCAAGUAGAAGCUUUCUUUGUAAUACUGACUGCAGCUCAGUUCCACCUUCUGUUCUAUUGUACCCGUCCACUUCCAAAUAUACUAGCUCUAGGUGCAGUCAACUUGGCAUAUGGAUAUUGGUUAAAGGAGAAGUGUUAUGCAGCUUUAAACUGUCUGAUCUUCGCUACAGUUAUCCUAAGAUGUGAUAUUUUGUUACUUCUCUGUCCUGUUGGCUUGGAGCUUUUGUUGACUAGAUCAAUUUCAUUAUGGAAGGCAUUGAAGUGCUGCACUUUGUGUGCUCUAUUAUGCAUAGGUCUCACUGUAUUUGUAGAUUCAAUAAUGUGGAAAAGAUUACUUUGGCCUGAAUUUGAAGUUUUCUGGUUCAACUCUGUUCUGAAUCGUAGUUCAGAGUGGGGCACACAUCCAUUUUACUGGUACUUCACUUCAGCACUUCCCCGCUCAUUGCUUGCUGCAUACCCUCUUUUCCUGCUAGGGAUCUUACUUGACAGAAGAGUUUUGCCAUUCGUUAUUCCAGUCUUGUCAUUUGUUUUACUAUACUCUAAGCUUCCCCAUAAGGAGCUCCGCUUCAUCAUUAAUUCAAUUCCAAUCUUCAAUUUAUCUGCCGCAAUUGCAGCUACUAGAAUCUAUAACAAUAGAAAAAAGACAUUCUGGAACUUUCUUUAUUUAAUUAUGCUCGGAUUACUGUUGAUCAGUCUAGGGUGCACGGCCAUAACUUUUAUGGCGUCCAAUGAGAAUUAUCCGAGUGGUCAUGCUUUAAAACAUUUGCAUAAGAUUGGUCAUCUUGGGAACAGAACAAAUGAAAUUUUGGUUCAUAUUGAUACCUUUUCAGCCAUGAAUGGAAUAUCCCGCUUUUGUGAACAUGAUUUUCCGUGGAGGUAUUCUAAAGAGGAAGAGAUUCGGGUGGAAGAAUUAUGCCAGAGAGAUUUCAACUACCUUAUCAAUGAGCAUCCUGCAAUCAAUGGAUUCAAGUGUCUAUCCAGUAUAAAUGGGUUCUCACGUGUUCGUCUUCAAAUUGGCUUCCCACCAAUUUUACUGGUUAAAGAGCCCAAAGUAUAUAUUCAUGGAAAUAUAAAACACAGUGAUGUCCUCAACGGAAUUUGGCCAGGCUGCUCCUGACUUUUAUGAGGUGAGAAAGAAAAGUGUUCUGACAGAUUUUCUUUUUCCUUUCUGUAAGAUACUUUGACGACCAUCAAGCAAACCAGAUGACAACAAUCCCCUUAUUAGAAUGAAUGCAUUUCUUAAAAUGCUUCGGGUCUAUGUUACAAAUGCUCAUUGAUUUGACUUGCUAAAUUCUGUUGCUGAUAAGUAGUUUAGCCAUUUACCUAGUGUAGAAUAUAUUUUUAUGUUCCUGAUCUGGCAACGUUUAAAUUUAACAAUCUGUUGUUUUUUGGAUACACCGCCUUUGAAUCCCAGCAUUGUGAGAGUUUUAGUUUUUGUACAAAGAUGGAGAGGAAGGUUUAACCUCUAGCCAUGAGCGCACUUUGGCCACAAUGAUAUCGGCACUUACUCCCCUCUCUCUUUUAUUUAUUUUAUUUUUUUAUUUUUUUAUUAUUUUUUCUUUCUGACUCCAUAUUCAUACAACUAGGAGCAAGUGCACCUAUAUUUUGUUUUCAA